AUGGAGCGUUCGCCUGUGGCCAGACGCGACACUGAAACCAAAUAUCUUGACAUCUAUGUGGACGAAAAGGAGCCCAGAAAUGGCAUUGAAGCUCUCCUGAAAGAACUGCGGCCACUUUGGAAACCGACGGAGAUUAAAUUGAAGACUUUCACCGAUGGAAUCACGAACAAGCUGUUCGGUUGCCAUGUAGAUCAAGCCAUGGAAGAUGUUGUUCUAGUAAGAAUAUAUGGCAAUAUGACAGAACUCUUUGUGGACCGCAACAAUGAAGUUAAAAGUUUUCAGGCUCUUCGUGCUCAGCAUUGUGCUCCAGAUUUUUACUGUACAUUUCAGAAUGGAAUGUGCUAUGAAUUCAUUAACGGCACUGUCUUAAACAUGUUGCUACUCAGGGAACCAUCCAUUUACAGGCUUGUAGCCAAGGAACUGGCUCGAUUUCAUUCUGUUCAAACUGAUAAUGGCUAUCCUUCUGAACCAGUCCUUUGGACUACUAUCUCCAAGUACCUGACUUUACUGAAUACCAACCAGGAAGACUCUCCACUGUACCUGUGUUGUCUGGAAAUGACUGACAUGCCAACUUUUGACAUUCUUGUCAGUGAAAUUGAAAAACUCAAAGAACACCUUUCCCAAAUUAAAUCCCCAGUGGUCUUGUGCCAUAAUGAUCUACUGUGUAAGAACAUAAUCUACAUUGAAGCAAAAGAACUCGUAAAGUUCAUUGAUUAUGAAUAUACUGGCUACAAUUACCAAGCAUAUGAUAUCGGAAACCACUUUAAUGAAUUUGCAGGGGUGAGUGAAUUGGACUUCAGCAUGUACCCACCUAAGGAAUUGCAGUUAGAGUGGCUUAAGUCCUACCUGGAGGUAUUUAAAGAGUGUUCUGGUUGUGAACCAAUGGUGACUGACCUGGAAGUGCUGAAGCUCUAUGUACAGGUGAACAAAUUUGCUUUGGCUUCACACUUCUCCUGGGGCCUCUGGGCUGUCCUCCAGGCCAGAUAUUCCACCAUUGACUUUGAUUUCCUGAGGUAA
Molecule: messenger RNA, 1017 nt
Organism: Hemiscyllium ocellatum (epaulette shark)
Lineage: Eukaryota; Metazoa; Chordata; Chondrichthyes; Orectolobiformes; Hemiscylliidae
Product: ethanolamine kinase 1-like
Exons: 9
Coding region: 1-1017 (338 amino acids)
Biological process (GO): phosphatidylethanolamine biosynthetic process
Cellular component (GO): cytoplasm
Molecular function (GO): ethanolamine kinase activity
Source: RefSeq, a predicted model, not a curated record